AACACGUUGACAUUCACAACAGGUAAGAUGACUUAAAAUGAUGUAGAGGUAAAAGUAAUAAAGUUAUGGAAUUCUCCUUCUUGAGUCAUUACUUCAGUGAAUAAUGUGUUAAAUGGUAUAGUUAUUAGAACAAUUGGCAGCAUCCCAUUUAUCAGUCAUAAUUGUUUCAAAGUAUAUGCAAAUACUAAAUGAAUUACUUAAAAACAGUUCAGUGGCGUAACUUGUGUGUGAUAUGGCAUGGAUUGAUUGAUUAUAAAUUGUUUUGAUGCUUCCGAUAAUGUCUAAUGUAUCUUAUCAGUAUUUUAUUUUUCAGUUUGGUGUUGCUUAUAAAAGACGUCACAAGGAAGUAUGUCCUCACUCCUAACUGACUUUCCCUACUGUCCUAACUGCAAGAAUCAUUGAUGACAUAUCUCUCUAUGUGGUAUGUGGUGAGACUCAAAGCGAUUAGUUUUUAUCCAGUGGUGUUGCAUAUUGUUUAUUGCAGUUCUUCAGAGCAUGGAUGAGCUGAUAUUAGGUUUCAGACAUUGUGGAUCAAUAAUUUAUUGCUUUCAACUGCCCCAACUAUGUCCAAUAUGUAAAAAUGUAGUUAGUUUUACAUGUGAUACGCCUUUCAGAUUACCAUAUCCCUUCGUUAAGGCUCAUCAACAUCCACUGUCAAUUGUUCUGAAAUCUACUAAAGGGACGUUUUUAGAACAUUACAGCUGCAACGAAGAUCUUCACAUUGGUAUUACCGAUUGCAAAGGCAAAGUAUAUGAGUACGACUCAGAUGGUUUAAAGAAGUCUAACGGAGAGGAAUGGUUACAAUCCAUUGUGGUAUACGAAAAAUCAGAAGAGUGGAGUUACGAUUGGAGUCAUGCCUUGAGAUCAGUAGCUUCUGAUCCCAAAUGGAGAUCUGAAAAUUAUGAUGAACAAACCUUGAACUGCUUUUCUUUUGUUACUGAAUUUCUUACAAAUUUGAACUGUGUAGAGACUAAAAAAGAACAGUUUUGUGAAGAAUUCGUGUACAAAAAGAUUGUUUCUCUCAACAAAUAUAUCACAGUGCAUAGAAAUAUUGUUAAAGAUGGAUAUUGUAAUAUCAAAAAUUAAUAAAAAUUAUUUAUUAAGUAUCAAGAA
Molecule: messenger RNA, 1113 nt
Organism: Harmonia axyridis
Lineage: Eukaryota; Metazoa; Arthropoda; Insecta; Coleoptera; Coccinellidae
Product: MKRN2 opposite strand protein
Exons: 4
Coding region: 496-1086 (196 amino acids)
Source: RefSeq, a predicted model, not a curated record